Messenger RNA from Drosophila novamexicana, 1131 nucleotides. RefSeq names its product ubiquitin fusion degradation protein 1 homolog (gene Ufd1-like). Gene Ontology annotation, cellular component: VCP-NPL4-UFD1 AAA ATPase complex. The transcript has 2 exons. The record is from RefSeq and is a predicted model, not a curated record. NCBI's taxonomy places the organism in Eukaryota, Metazoa, Arthropoda, Insecta, Diptera, Drosophilidae. Gene Ontology annotation, molecular function: polyubiquitin modification-dependent protein binding. Bases 103 to 1047 code for a protein of 314 amino acids.
GUUUUUAUCACAACAAAAACAAAUCGUGACAUUACAAAAACUUUGGAAACACCAAACAAAUUGAUUAUUUUGUUGUGUUCGAGCACAGCAAACUAAGUCGCAAUGUUCCACUUUAGUGGCUUCAACAUGAUGUUCCCAGACGGAGGACGCAGCUUCCAAGCCACCUAUAAAUGCUUCUCAGUGUCCAUGCUGCCGGGCAACGAGCGCUCUGAUGUGGAAAAGGGUGGAAAAAUCAUCAUGCCGCCCUCGGCGCUGGAUACACUGACACGCCUGAACGUCGAAUAUCCGAUGCUCUUCAAGCUGACCAACAAGAAAAAGUCGCGCUCCUCGCACGCUGGCGUCUUGGAAUUUGUGGCCGAUGAGGGCAAAUGCUAUUUGCCGUAUUGGAUGAUGGAUAAUCUGCUGCUGGAGGAGGGCGACAUACUGAGCAUUGAGAGCGUCUCGCUUCAAGUGGCCACCUUUUCCAAGUUUCAGCCACACAGCACCGAUUUUCUGGACAUCACCAAUCCCAAGGCUGUGCUGGAAAAUGCACUGCGCAAUUUUGCAUGCCUCACCAAGGGUGACGUCAUUGCCAUCAAGUACAACAAAAAGGUCUACGAGCUGUGCGUACUGGAGACCAAGCCGGGCAACGCUGUCAGCAUCAUUGAGUGCGACAUGAACGUCGAGUUUGAGGCUCCGGUGGGCUACAAGGAGCACGGUGAGCAACAGCCGGCGGCCCAGUCAGGUGGACAGGGCGCGGGCGCCAACGAGGCAGCCGCAGGCGGUGCCGUUCACGAGGAAGUCGUCGAGACCUUCAAGGGCUCCGGCGUGCGUCUAGAUGGCAAAAAGAAAAAGGACAGCCAACUGGAGACGCCAGUUCUCAAGAAGGUGCUGCCGCGCGGCGUGCCCGACUACGAUUAUCAAUUUGGCCUGCUGCGUUUCGAUCGCAGCAUUAAGCCCAUCAGCGAUCGCACCCAAGAGGACGCCGAGGGCGCAACCGGCGAGGCCGGCAUCGAUGCGGACAGCUUCCAUGGCACUGGCUUCUCCAUGAAGAAAUCGCGCAAAUAGAAUGUAACUUCCUAGUUGUUUAAUGUUGCACAUGGCUCAUAGAAAUAGAUAAAAAAUAUGAAAUGAAAUUUCCACAACAUCAAA